AAGAUGCUCGAAACUUCUAUUUUCCUUCAAGCAGCCCCUAUAAAAUGGCAGUGCUUGUGGCUCCCUCGUGCCCACUCAUAUAACACUCGUCCGGUCAUCCUAGGGUUUCUCGUCGCUCAUACUUGAUUAUCUUAUCGUCCGAUUUUCAAAAGGUUUCGAUUCCAUGGGGAAGUGCUAUCCAACUGUUAGCGAUGAGUACCAGAAGGCUGUUGAAAAGGCCAGGAGGAAGCUCAGAGGAUUUAUUGCUGACAAGAAAUGUGCUCCUUUGAUGCUCCGUCUUGCAUGGCACUCUGCUGGUACCUAUGAUGUGAAGACAAAAACCGGAGGUCCUUUUGGUACCAUGAAGAACAAGGUCGAGCUAGGCCAUGCUGCCAACAACGGUCUUGACAUCGCUGUCAGACUACUCGAGCCUAUCAAGGAACAGUUCCCCAUCAUCUCAUAUGGUGAUUUCUAUCAGUUGGCUGGUGUUGUUGCUGUUGAAGUUACCGGAGGCCCUGAUGUUCCCUUCCAUCCAGGAAGAGAGGACAAAGAAGAGCCCCCAGUUGAAGGUCGUCUUCCGGAUGCAACCAAGGGUAACGACCAUUUGAGGCAAGUAUUUGUUGAAACCAUGGGUCUUGAAGACAUUGACAUUGUGACUCUUUCUGGUGGUCAUACUCUUGGAGCUGCACACAAGGAAAGAUCUGGAUUUGAAGGACCAUGGACCCCAAAUCCUCUUAUCUUUGACAACAGCUACUUCACAGAACUUCUUGCUGGUGAGAAAGAAGGGCUUUUGAAGCUGCCUACUGACAAGGCUCUUCUUGAUGACCCUGUAUUCCGACCUCUUGUUGAGAAAUAUGCUGCUGAUGAGGAUGCAUUCUUUGCUGAUUAUGCAGUGUCCCACAUGAAACUCUCUGAGUUGGGAUUUGCCGAUGCUUAAUCUGGUGUCAAAGGAGAGGGGUGACCUGAUGGGUGCUGCAUCAUCUUUAUUUUGAAUUUUUAAGUUUUUAUUUUAUGGUCUUGUUAUGAGGGGGGAAAUGAACUUGAAGGUUAAAACUUAAAAAAACACAUUUGUGAAGGAAGUGGUAUUUUGGUGCAGCUUUAUUGGAAAGA
This is a messenger RNA of Lactuca sativa (garden lettuce), 1089 nucleotides long. Its product is annotated as L-ascorbate peroxidase, cytosolic. Gene Ontology annotation, cellular component: chloroplast. Gene Ontology annotation, biological process: response to reactive oxygen species; hydrogen peroxide catabolic process; cellular response to oxidative stress. The record is from RefSeq and is a predicted model, not a curated record. Gene Ontology annotation, molecular function: heme binding; peroxidase activity. NCBI's taxonomy places the organism in Eukaryota, Viridiplantae, Streptophyta, Magnoliopsida, Asterales, Asteraceae.